AUGGGCGAAGUUCGUGCCAUGUCGAAAGAUGAACAAGAUGAAGAAAUAGCGACAGCCUUCCUUAGGCAAAUACAAAUAUGGCACUCUAAUUUCAAUGAAGAUGGUGAUGAUGAAAUUGCCCGUGAAGUGAUGAUGGCGUACGAUGUUUUACAAGAUCGAGAGAAGCGCGCACGGUACAACAAUUUGGCUGACUAUGACAAGGGGUGGCUGGCGGGGAAACGAUUCAAAGCUGUGUUUUGGCCCGAGUGCGAGACAGUGGCUCAGCGACUAACAUGGUUGAAAAGAAUGGGUCUGCUUGCUUUAUCAGCCGGGCUUACAAUUGGAGGCAUCGUAUCGAUCGUUCUUACCGCCGGUUUCUCAUCUCCUUUGGUACUAUGCGCUGUCGCAGGAGGAUUGCACUCGUUACGCCAGACUGUUCGCAAGGAAGCAGUCGUAGAUGGGUGUGAUGUUGAAAAAUGGCUUAUGUCAACAGGGGUUGGAUAUCUUCUUGCUUUCCUUCCCGGUGGAGCAGCCAUUGGAACAGCUGUCUUGGCAGACUGCAGCGAUCUCAGUGGCUGA
Molecule: messenger RNA, 558 nt
Organism: Porites lobata
Lineage: Eukaryota; Metazoa; Cnidaria; Anthozoa; Scleractinia; Poritidae
Source: the annotation of a GenBank genome assembly